Molecule: messenger RNA, 3614 nt
Organism: Mytilus trossulus (common blue mussel)
Lineage: Eukaryota; Metazoa; Mollusca; Bivalvia; Mytilida; Mytilidae
Product: 5-phosphohydroxy-L-lysine phospho-lyase-like
Molecular function (GO): pyridoxal phosphate binding; transaminase activity
Source: RefSeq, a predicted model, not a curated record
UUUUCGUCUUCUUAUGUAUUCUUCACAAGAUCAGGAACAGUUGACUUGUUUACAAAACGAAAAUUCUACUGUGGUGUCUUUGUCCGUAACGUUUAUCUUGCAGAAAUGGUCAUUAAUUAGCAUCUGAAUUUGUUUUUAUAUCUCUUCAAAAUGCCGGAAAAACAGACUUUCAAACAAACUCUUCAAAUGAAAAGAAAUUACAUGGGAAGAGCAUGUAAACUACAUUUUGAAAGUGCCCCUUUGAAGAUUGUUCAAGCUUCCAGACAGUACAUGUAUGAUGACACUGGCAAUGAGUAUCUAGAUUGUAUUGGUAAUAUUUCUCAUGUAGGUCAUUGUCAUCCACACGUGACGAGGGCUGGCCAGGACCAAUUAGGCACACUGGUUGCAUCUACUGGUUACCUAAAUGAAAAAUCUGUUGAAUAUGCCAAACGAAUGAUUGAAACAUUACCAGAAAAAUUGUGUGUUUGUUUCAUGGUAAACUCGGGAUCUGAAGCCAAUGAUUUAGCAGUAAGGUUGUGUCGAUCAUAUACUGGACAUCACGAUGUUAUGGUUAUUGAUCAUGCCUUCCAUGGUAAUGUCUCUGUGAUAGCUGAUCUCAGUCCAUUUAAAUGGCAGAAAUUAGGGAUGGAGAAGAAAGAUUGGGUCCAUGUUGUACCAUUUCCUGAUACCUACAGAGGUAAAUACAGAGAGGACUCUGUUAAUCCUGGUUUGUUGUAUGCUAAUGAAGCCAGAAGUAUCAUACAAUCUGCACAUGAAAAAAAGAGAAAAAUGUAGUUCCAGACAUUGUAGUGGUAGGGAAGCCUCUAGGUAAUGGGUUUCCUAUGGCCAUGGUUAUCACUUCUAAAGAAAUAGCUGAUAAUCUCAGUGAUUACACUAAUACUUUUGGAGGGAACCCAGUUGCAUGUUCUAUAGGUCUAGCAGUUUUAGAUGUUAUACAGAAUGAGAAGUUACAAUCAAGUGCAAAAUCUGUAGGCAAAUGUUUAAAAGAUGGAUUAAAAGCUAUUGCACCUAAUCAUCCGAUGAUUGGCGAUGUUAGAGGGCGAGGGAUGAUAGUAGGCAUAGAAAUAGUUACAGACAAGGAGAGUAGAAAACCAGCACCAGAAGCUGCAGAUUUAUUGUCUCACAAGUUAAAGGAAAACAAGAUAAUUAUUGCCAAUGAAGGACAGGAUAAGAAUGUGAUGUUAAUCACACCACCACUGUGUUUUACAUGUGAUAAUGCAAGACACAUCGUACAGGCAAUUGACACAGCAUUGGCAGAAAUAGAAAAGGGUGCCUCAGAGGCUGGAUUAAAUCAAUCUAGUUUUGGAGAGAAUAGGAUGGAUAUUCCGUUAAAUAUACUAUCAAUGCCAUCAACAUCAGGAUACUCUUCAGAAGAGUCAGACUUUGACUCAGAUCACCCAAGUAAGCGAGCGAGAUAUGAGGAAGUGGACUGAUCAACUAAGUCUCAAGGAACAGAAGGGGGCAUUAAAUGAGCAAGAAAUCUUUAAAAUCUGUGAUUCCUACCGUUUCUCAAUGUAUAAUGUGUUCAUGCUCUUGUAUUACGUGUACAUGUACUUUAUGAUAUUGUUUUGAUAUUAUGUAUUGUUAACUAUUGAAUAAUGAUCAUGCAAUAUUUACUUUUUUAUUUGAUGACAUUCAUCAAAUGUAAAGGAUAUUUUUUACCAUUGACUUUUACCAAUUUUUAAAGAUUUUUAAAAGGGUUUUAUUCAAUGGGAACCAGUCUAGUAAUUAAUAGGCAACAGGGCCUGUAUUUGAUAGGCAACAAAGCCUGUUUUUAAAACAUGAAAUUUGUCAUCAGACCCAACUUGUUAUAUUUUCCACGAUUUAAGGAAUUAAUAGUUAUAAUUUUGAUAUGGUAAAAUACUUCAGUAUUAGAUUAAUGAAACCUGAGGAUAGGUUCUUUUUUAACAUCAAAAAUUAUAUAACAUAACAGAAAUUAUGACGGGAAUAAGUUUUUUAUACAAUCGGUAGAGAGUUUUAAAUUUAUUGUUCAUUCCUUACUCAAUGAUUUAGGGUAUCUCUAAAGUUACCAAUUGUUUUUAAAAGAAAGUGAAUUUUUCUUAAUGUUCUAAUGUAAUGAUUUGUAAAAUAUAAAAAUAUUUGACAAAUUUAGUACAUUUUACUGUAAUUUUAAUUUUUCUAAAAUCUAUAUUUAAAUAGCUUUUAUAUGGACUUUAUCAUCUUUCACCUGUAUUAAUAUUAUUUUACCUGAAAGCAGAUAGUAGAACCUAGUUUUAAUAUAAAAUGAAAUUCCAUUAUGAUAGAUUUUAUUAUAUAACAUUGUUUAUUAGAUAAAGUAAGUUUUAUUUGACAAUCACAAAAUCAGCUCAUUUAAUAUUUUAAAACUUGUAAUAAUAUUUAUAUACUGAAUGUUCAUGAAGUUGUUUAAAUGAUUAUUUACCUAGUGCAAUGCAUCAGCUAUGUGUUUUAAUAAAUGCUGUUGUAUGUGUAUGUUAUCUUGUUUUGUAAGACUUGCUGAAGCUUUAUAGUUGAAGUUCCUUCAAAUCACUGUUAAAAAUUUAGAUUGUUUUUAUACUUCAUUUUUGACAGUCCUUUACCUUUGUUAAAAAUGAUAAAGUUUUUAAUUUGAAUUCCUCUUUCAAACAAAUAUGCUUAUUUUCCAUUUGUCUUUUUAUACAACCGCAAAUUUUGAAAAAAUUUUCGUCGUAUAUUGCUAUCACGUUGGCGUCGUCGUCUGCGUCGUCGUUGUCGUCGUCAUCCGAAUACUUUUAGUUUUCGCACUCUAACUUUAGUAAAAGUGAAUAGAAAUCUAUGAAAUUUUAACACAAGGUUAAUGACCAUAAAAGGAAGGUUGGUAUUGAUUUUGGGAGUUUUGGUCCCAACAUUUUAGGAAUUAGGGGCCAAAAAGGGCCCAAAUAAGCAUUUUCUUGGUUUUCGCACUAUAACUUUAGUUUAAGUUAAUAGAAAUCUAUGAAAUUUUGACACAAGGUUGAUGACCACAAAAGAAAGGUUGGGAUUGAUUUUGGGAGUUUUGGUUUUAACAGUAUAGGAAUAAGGGGCCAAAAAGGGACCCAAAUAAGCAUUUUUCUUGGUUUUCGCACCAUAACGUUAGUAUAAGUAAAUAGAAAUCUAUGAAAUUUAAACACAAGGUUAAUGACCAUAAAAGGAAAGUUGGUAUUGAUUUUGGGAGUUUUGGUCCCAACAGUUUAGGAAAAAGGGGCCCAAAGGGUCCAAAAUUAAACUUUGUUUGAUUUCUUCAAAAUUGAAUAAUUGGGGUUCUUUGAUAUGCCGAUUCUAACUGUGUAUGUAGAUUCUUAACUUUUGGUCCCGUUUUCAAAUUGGUCUACAUUAAGGUCCAAAGGGUCCAAAAUUAAACUUAGUUUGAUUUUAACAAAAAUUGAAUCCUUGGGGUUCUUUGAUAUGCUGAAUCUAAAAAUGAACUUAGAUUUUUUAUUAUUGGCCCAGUUUUCAAGUUGGCCCAAAUCGGGGUCCAAAAUUAAACUUUUUUGAUUUCAUCAAAAAUUGAAUAAAUGGGGUUCUUUGAUAUGCCAAAUCUAACUGUGUAUGUAGAUUCUUCAUUUUUGGUCCUGUUUUCAAAUUGGCCUACAUUAAGGUCCAAAGAGUCCAAAAUUAAACUAAGUUUGAUUUUAACA